This is a messenger RNA of Penicillium bovifimosum, 846 nucleotides long. Its product is annotated as enoyl-CoA hydratase/isomerase family protein. The transcript is spliced from 2 exons. Gene Ontology annotation, cellular component: mitochondrion. Gene Ontology annotation, molecular function: delta(3,5)-delta(2,4)-dienoyl-CoA isomerase activity. The record is from RefSeq and is a predicted model, not a curated record. The coding region runs from base 1 to 846 and encodes 281 amino acids. Lineage: Eukaryota; Fungi; Ascomycota; Eurotiomycetes; Eurotiales; Aspergillaceae.
AUGUCUGACGCCUACAAAUUUGAAUAUUUUACUGUCCAGUUUCCUGCCGACCACAAAUAUGUGGCUCAUGUGGAGAUCAACCGGCCAGGCAGUUUGAAUGCCUUCAUUGAAGUGAUGUGGGAGAAUAUGGCCCGGAUCUUCAAUAAGCUUUCCACGGAUCCCGACGUUCGUGCGAUCGUCCUCAGUGGUGCUGGAGCGAAGGCAUUCACUGCGGGGUUGGACGUCAAGGCAGCCUCCGAAGGCCUCCUGUCAUCAGAGACCAAGACUGACCCAGCCCGGAAGGCAGCUUCCCUACGUCGCCAUAUCCUCGCGUUCCAAGACUGCAUCAGUGCAGUUGAGCGCUGUGAGAAGCCCGUUGUGGUGGCCAUGCACGGUUACUCGUUGGGCCUCGCUAUUGACUUGUCCACGGCGACCGAUGUGCGUCUCUGUGCACGGGAUACCAAAUUUGGGGUCAAGGAAGUGGAUAUUGGACUCGCAGCAGACAUCGGUACCCUCAGUCGACUCCCCAAGGUUGUUGGAAACUACGGGUGGGUGAAGGAGGUUGCUCUGACAGCCCGCGAGUUCGGCGCCGAGGAGGCGCUGCGGGUGGGAUUCGUUAAUGCCGUGUAUGACAACCGCGAAGCCACCAUCGCCGCUGCCUUCAAAAUUGCCGAUCUGAUGGCCAGCAAAAGCCCCGUGGCUGUGCAAGGCACCAAGGAGAUUUUGAACUACUCGCGCGAUCACUCGGUCCAAGACGGACUGCGUUAUACGGGUGUGUGGAACAGCGCUGCCUUGCAGACGCAGGAUGUAUCGGCUGCUUUGAUGUCUGGGUUGCAAAAGCGCACUCCGACGUUCGAGAAGCUAUAG